AUGGAUCGUAUCCUCCUCGGGAGUGGCUCCGGGUCGCUCCUUCAGCGUGACUUUGCACGGAGGCAGCCCAUUCUGGUGACGUGCGAGCUCGCGGCGAGGGAAAUCAGAUCUGCAACCAUGGCAGUGACGGAGGUGACGUCAGCAGAGGCGUUCGAAGCAGCGGCCAAGGAAGGGGCGCCAGUGGCGGUGCAUUUUUGGGCGGCAUGGUGCGAGCCGUGCAAGCACAUGGAUGUUGUUUUUGGGCAACUGGCAGCUGAAAACCCCCACGCCAAAUUCCUGAGGGUGGAGGCAGAGGAGGUACCGGAGGUCUCAGAGAAGUACUCAGUAUCGGCCGUGCCCUUCUUCGUCUUCCUCAAGGAUGGCAAGGUGGUGGACAGGCUAGAGGGAGCCAACCCCCCCGAGCUAGCACACAAGGUCGCACUGCACAUCGCUGCACCCUCCUCUGCCACCAACUUCAGUGCGGGCGGCUCUGCUGCUGCUGAAGUCAUCGAAUCCGUUCUCCACUCCGCUCGCACCGCCGCCUACCCUGCUGCUGCUCCUCCUGCUGCCUCUCCUGCUGCUGCGGUUGCUCAGCCGGAGCAACCCUCCCGAAUGAUCGCCCCGCCCGCAGGUUCGGACAAGCCGAAGCUGUCCCCGGACCUGAAGGCUCGGAUCGAGGCUCUCCUGGCCUCCCACCCAGUGCUACUGUUCAUGAAAGGCACCCCCAGCGCCCCCAGAUGCGGAUUCUCCUCUAAGGUUGUAUCUGUGCUGGAAAAGGACUUAGGCUCUGCGGCGGCCGGUGCGUAUGGGUCGUUUGAUAUUCUGCAAGAUGAGGAGGUUCGGCAGGGUUUGAAGGUGUAUAGCGACUGGCCGACUUUCCCGCAGUUGUAUUGCAAGGGGGAGCUGGUUGGGGGGUGUGAUAUUGUGCUGCAGAUGCACGAGAGUGGGGAGUUGAAAGAGGUGUUUGCAGAGAAAGGGGUGCUGGGAGGGGCGGGGAAGGGAGAUGCACCAGGAGCAGUGACGGCAGCAGCAGCAGCAGCGGCGGAUGGGCAGGUUGAUGGGGCGAAGGGGUUGCAAGAGCGGCUGAAGGCACUCCUCUCGUCUUCGCCUACCAUGCUGUUCAUGAAGAUGAUUGAAGGCACUCGUCUCGUCUUCGCCUUCCUCUCAUCCCUUCCUCUCAUCCCUUCCUCUCAUCCCUUCCUCUCAUCCCUUCCUCUCAUCCCUUCCUCUCAUCCCUUCCUCUCAUCCCUUCCUCUCAUCCCGUCCUCUCUGCUGCGUUACCUCUCAGGGAACACCGGAGGAGCCGCGGUGUGGGUUCAGCCGCAAGGUGGUGGAUGCAGUCCAGGCACACCAGAGGAGCCGCGGUGUGGGUUCAGCCGCAAGGUGGUGGAUGCACUCACGUCAGAAGGGAACACCGCAGGAGCCCCGGUGUGGGUUCAGCCGCAAGGUGGUGGAUGCAGUCAAGUCAGACAUGGACUCAUCGCAUGUUUCCCCCCCUCUUCCCCCCUUCUUCCCCCCCUCUUCCCCCCUUCUUCCCCCCCUCUUCCCCCCCUCUUCCCCAUGGCUUGUCCUCACGGCCUUGCCUUGCUUUCCCAGGGCACACCUGAGGAGCCGCGGUGUGGGUUCAGCCGCAAGGUGGUGGAUGCACUUACGUCAGAAGGCAUUUCCUUUGGCAGUUUUGACAUUCUCACGGAUGAAGCAGUGAGGCAGGGGCUGAAGGAGCUCUCCAAUUGGCCCACGUACCCCCAGGUGUACCACAAGGGCGAGCUGAUUGGUGGAUGCGAUAUUGUGUUUGAAAUGAAGGCUAAUGGGGAGCUUAAAGCCGAGCUUGGAGGGUGA
Messenger RNA from Closterium sp. NIES-65, 1818 nucleotides. Lineage: Eukaryota; Viridiplantae; Streptophyta; Zygnematophyceae; Desmidiales; Closteriaceae. The record is from the annotation of a GenBank genome assembly.